CGCUGGAGCAGGGGCGCGGCCGGGCACAGGCAUGACCCUGCGGUCGGGGGGCGCGCGGCGGCUCGGCGGCCUCCUGCUCUUGGCUCUGUUCGCGGCCAGCACCACCCCGCUCGGCUGGGAUCUCCCGGAGCCCCGCAGCCGGGUCAGCAAGAUCCGAGGGCACCCGCGGGGCAACCUCUGGGCCACCGGUCACUUCAUGGGCAAGAAGAGUCUGGAGCCCCCCAGCCCAUCCCCAUUGGGGACAGCUCCCCACAUCUCACUGAGGGACCAGAGGCUGCAGCUGAGUCAUGAUCUGCUCAGGAUCCUCCUGCUAAAGAAAGCUCUAGGCCUGAGCCUUGGCAGCCCAGGACCUCGCACCCAGUACAGGAGGCUGCCAGUGCAAAUGCUGCAGAAGUGAUGCCAUUAAUGAGGAAGACACGACGACAUGGCUUAGAUUGUGUCCACCCGGGGAAGGUGUUGAAUGGGACCCUGGCAGUGGCCCCAUCUGGAUGUAAAUCCUGGGCUCAAAUCUCUGUUACUCCAUUACUGUGAUUUCUGGUUGGGUCACCAGGAAUAUUGCCAGUGCAGACACAAAUUAUGUUCCCGCUGUAUUUCUUGCUUCCCUGUUGAAGUUGUGAAUAAAACCCUGCUCUUUACAUA
This is a messenger RNA of Ceratotherium simum simum (southern white rhinoceros), 639 nucleotides long. RefSeq names its product neuromedin B (gene NMB). Gene Ontology annotation, biological process: positive regulation of hormone secretion; neuropeptide signaling pathway. Gene Ontology annotation, cellular component: neuron projection. The record is from RefSeq and is a predicted model, not a curated record. Lineage: Eukaryota; Metazoa; Chordata; Mammalia; Perissodactyla; Rhinocerotidae. Gene Ontology annotation, molecular function: neuromedin B receptor binding; neuropeptide hormone activity.